GUCAAUUUGACGGAGUAUCUUUCAUCAAUAAUCAUGAAAUUUCUAUUUUUUUCUUCGGACAAAUAUUUAGAUGAUAGUUUAUACACAUUAAAUAAAAUUUAAGUGAAGUUGAAAACAAAAAUGUUAUGGAGGAUACUUCCAAUGAAUGUACGAAAACGCCAACAUGGCAAAAUUGUAUCCAUUGCCCAAACUUGCUGUUCACCACAUCCUCAGAAUUCGAAAAACACAUACAAGAAAAGCAUAGUAUAAAGGAAGGAUCUAUUAUUCUUUGCCAAUAUGGACAGAAUGGCAUUUGUUCUGCAUUACAAUUUGGUGAUCUACGAAAAGCUGGUUUUAAAUAUCAUAUACGACAGCAUCACUUGUUUAAUACAGAUGGCCCUGAAAACUGGGACUUUUAUUCAUCAUCACAAAAUAUACCUGCAGUUUUAAAUGAUCCAAACCGAGGGAAACAAAGUAAUUUUUUUACAAAGACAUGGGGUGAUAGUUUUAUAGAUAAAGUUGAAAUAUAUCCCAGUCCAUAUUUGCCAGAAAUAACAUUGUUGCAUUUUGAAUCAUAUUGUAAAAAGAUUGCUAGAAGGUACAGAAGACAUUGCCAAUUGAAAGAAAAUGCUCCAGUCAAAUCAAAGACUCCUGUUGUUGAAAAUGUUUGUGAAGUUCCAAGUAUAUUUUAUGAGCAAUCACUAGCAUUAAAUGACCCUAAAAAUUUUUCCAAAGUUUUCCCUGGACUUUCCGAUUCAGAAAAUAUAAAUACUGCAAUAAGAUCACUACAGGAAACAUUGAGUACUUAUCUUGAUGUCAUUGAAAUGAAGAUAUCCAAGCAAGUUGCACAAAAAUCAGAUGCAUUUUUCCAUGCUAUGCUUUCUCAUGACACUAUAAUGGAGCAAAUGGCAAGAGCUUUAAACACAGUGCAAACUUCACGGAAAAAAAUCAUUGAUGUGAAACAAAAUUUAACAUCCAGUCCCAUAAAAUUAAUUAGUCUUACAAGAAUCAAUCAUAACUUGAAUAAUGUACACGAUUUACUCAAACUAAUGGGGACAGUUCAACAGACUCAACCAAUGAUACAACUUUUGUUAAGUACUUCAGACUAUGUAGCAGCACUUGAUUUAAUAAGUUCAACCCAAAAAGUUUUAUCAUCUCGUUUAUCAGGUAUUCAAGCUUUUAGGCAUCUAUCACCACAGUUAACAGAAAUGAAGAGGUUAAUACAAAAAAUGCUUAAUGAUGAAUUUUCGAGAUUCAUAGUGGCAGAUUUAAAUAGAUCUCAAGCGGAUCCUGAAGAGUUACCAGAAAGAGAUAAAAUAAUUUCCAUUGUGUCUGGAAUACUUAGACUAAAAGAAUUUGACUUUAUUGAUAAUUUCAAAAUUGAAGCCAUGACCUCAAUUCAAGCAACAAUUAAACAGAGUGUUGUUGAAAUAAUAUCUGAAAGGGAAGGCAAUACAGAAAUUGUAUUAAGGGGAUCAAACACUGAUACAUGGCUUCUUUGUAAUGAAGGCAUUACAUUUCUUCAAAAAGUAACUCCUAAUAUAGUGAAUUUGUUUAGAAGAAUCUUAUCAGUUACCAAUGUUAUCCUUGAUGUCAGUCAAAUGAGUGAUGUUACUGGAAAUGACAGUGAAGACAAUUGGACUCAAGCAGAGAUUACUUCUUUAGAAGAUAAAGUUAAUAAGUUGAUAUCAUCCCUCUCGGACUACAGUAAUGAGAGAUGUGCCAAUCUCAUUGUAACCAGGACUGACAAAGAUUAUGUUUUCUCUGAUUUAACUCAAUUAUCAAAAUUGUCAGAAUUAAUAGAUAACUUUUCAAGAGAAUGUGAAGAAAUAACUGGACAUAAUAGCAAUGCUAUGAAACUAGCUUUGAGGAGUUUUGCUAUGAAAUACAUCCAAAAUCUGCACUUAGAGAGAAGAGCUCAACUAACUACAGCUCUCAAUAAUGAAAGAUGGAAAACGGCAGAUGUUCCUUACGAAUUGCAAAGCGUCAUUAAUAAGAUUUGUGAAACUGGUGAAAUACCAAGUGUGUUACAGUAUGAAAGUGGAAAACCAGAUGGAAAAUUUUUAGUAAUAAACAGAGAAAAUUAUGCUGUUGUUGCUACAGUACAGCUUUUGAUAAAAAUAUUGCUAGAAUACUGUGAUGCAACAAAACAAUCUCCAGAUAUUGUCCAAUACUUAGUACACUGUAUGUUAGAAUUAAUUAGACAUUUCAACUCACGGUGCUGCCAGUUAGUAUUAGGUGCAGGAGCCAUUCAAAGUGCAGGGUUAAAAACUAUUUCUACUUCAAAUCUGGCACUUGUAUCUAGAUCACUACAGGUUAUAUUGUGGCUUUUACCUCUUGUAAUACAACUUCUAGAAAAACUACAUUCUAAGGAAUUAUCUCUCAAUGGAUUCAAUAGUAUAGAAAGUGAUAUUGCUGGUCAUAAGAAAGAAAUAGAAAAUAAAAUAUCUUUGAUUGUAAGUAAUAUGCUUUGUUCUCAACUAUCAGCAUGGGAUGCUAAGCCACCAGUUCCUUCUCAAACAUUCCGAAAUAUUUCGAAACAUUUAGUUAAAUUACACGAGGCCCUUAUUGAUAUUUUGCCCCUUGAUCAAAUAAGAAAAAUAUAUAUGAAAGUCCAUGAAAAUUUUAAAGACAAGUUAAGAGAGCAGUUGGCCAAAAUGAAUAUAGUGGCAAAUGGAAGUCCACAACAUGGUAUUGUUACAUCUGAAUUAACAUUUUACUUGCAAACACUUAAAACAUUAAGAGUGAUCAAUGAUAGUGAUCCUGAAGAUAAUAUAUUAUAUGAUAUUUGGUUGACUUAUGGUAAAGAAACUUAGAUAUUUGAAAGUUUUAUACAGAAUUUAUUUAAAUGUGUAAAUAGCAUAGGCAAAUGUGAAAAAGCUUAAACAUCUCCUUUAAUUUAUUUUAAUAUGUUAUAUGUAUAAGUAUUUAUAGUACGGGAGCUAGCAACGUUUAAAAAAAAGUAAUUUUAGUAUAGUUGGGUUUUUGAUAUA
Molecule: messenger RNA, 2972 nt
Organism: Colias croceus (clouded yellow)
Lineage: Eukaryota; Metazoa; Arthropoda; Insecta; Lepidoptera; Pieridae
Gene: scat
Product: vacuolar protein sorting-associated protein 54
Exons: 2
Coding region: 126-2795 (889 amino acids)
Biological process (GO): retrograde transport, endosome to Golgi; Golgi to vacuole transport
Cellular component (GO): GARP complex
Molecular function (GO): syntaxin binding
Source: RefSeq, a predicted model, not a curated record